AUGGGUAAUAAACGCAAGAGACCCGCCAAAGACAGUCCAACGCGGGCGAAGUCAUCACCACAACAACCUUCCAGUAUCUCAUCACACCACUUAAAAGCCAGCGGCAACCAAGCCCCCAGUACAGCCGAAACCUCCCAUCCGAUAAUUUCCCUGUACUACCGGCAAGUGGUGACAUUGCGGCAGUACAUUCUGCAGCGCAUCCCGAAAUCAUCCAAGUCGCGUCGGCGCAGAAUCGCAGCGGUGCGUGGCGGCGAUGGCGAUGUAGCGGGGAGCCUCGGCGAUCCAGGCACUGGGAAAACUCAGAAUCGAGACCUGGCCAAUAUCCUAGAUACGACCCUUGUGGGGAUAUGGAAAGAACUGCCGCCUACGCAAAGCCAGACACGGCGGCGGGAUUUUGUUGCGUUCUCGCAAGCGCAAAGCGCAGCCGCGAGUCAGCUUGGUACUGAUACUGGACCCGCGAGCCCGCAAUCAGAGGUUGUGGAUUUUGUUAUCUCGUCCGUCUUCGCUCAGAGAGACGUCUUCCAGGGCAGACCGGAAGACAAACACCUGCUGAGCCAUGGGUACAGGCGGGCGAGUCGUGGACUCCUCUGCACUAUCCCUAAUGUCGAGUCUUACUACUCCAACAAGAACGUCCGAAUGCUUAAGCAAUCGCCGUGGCCGGAAGUUCUUGCUUUGCUGGGAGGCAAUGGCGACGAGAUCAUGUUGAAGCUUUUACUUGACUGUGGGCUGUUUGUGGCAGUAGAUGCGAGGAAGGACGUCUAUUGCCAAAUAAGUGGACUUCCACUGUCAAGCCUUAAGCCCAUACGAGCCUCGCCAGAAAAAGACUCUGCUAACGGGGAUGAUAACACUUUGUCUGUUAAGAAAGACCCUACUUUCCAGGGCCCGACUGCCCAAACCAAACCAGACACGAAGCAACUAAAAGCUGGGGGAAACGACAAUCGUUUAAAACCUAACGCGAUUGUAUUUUGCCGGCAACGCAUGUUAUACGCCCGCCCUCAACUAGGUACAAAGAGCAAAAUCGUAUUCGGCCUACCAAAUCACGUUCUCAGUCGGUUUCCUUCAUCUAGAUCGCUGCAACAUACCGUGCAUGUGAUGAAGUAUGUUUUCCCGCGACAGUUUGGCCUCCAUAGUGUAUGCACGACUUGGUCGAACUAUCGCGAUAACCCUUUAUUUAAAAACUAUUCUUCUCGAGAGGACGAAAUCGCCAGCAAGGAAGGGCUGGGACUUACUCGGCACCAACAACGUGCGGGCGCGACUGGAACUGAUGGGGCUGCCGAGAUUACUUCUGAGCAGCAGGGGUCGGUUAAGAUACCAAGAAGGCUUCGGGGAAGAGCCCUAGAACUGGUGCGCCAGCUGCAAAACAGACAUCGACGUUGCUGUUAUAGUAGCCUUCUUCGGUACUACUGCUCUGAACAGUUUUCUGAUCAUUGUACCUUGGGGCAACCCAGUGUUGAAACCGAAACGACAUCCACUGCUGAACCUUCAGGCUCAGGCCAACUUAUAACUCAGCCCUCAGUCGCUUAUCCGGACAUGCCAAGCACUCUUCAAGCCUCCGAUAUGCCCUCGACAUCGAAUUCUGGAAGAAAGCGCAAACGGCGGGGCGCUCCUAGGCCAAAGGUGAACUUGACUGACCAUGCUACCCCAGCCGCGUCUAUAUCAGCCUUCUGUCGAGCCGUCAUUCAAAAUCUGGUCCCAGCUGGGUUCUUCGGAACCGGUGAGCAGGGCGCCAUCCACCAGAAUAUCAUCCUCCGUCAUGUCGAUAGGUUCAUACACAUGCGUAGACGUGAAAGUCUGAGCCUGCAUGAGAUCUGUGAGGGUAUAAAGAUCACGCAGAUACCCUGGCUCGAACCUCACAACCUUAGUGAUAGGCCUUCAGAAGACAAGAUCUCAGCUUCUGACCUGCAGAAACGCAGAGAGUUAUUCCAUGAAUUCCUGUACUAUCUGUUCGAUUCCAUAUUACUCCCCCUCAUUAGGGGAAACUUCUACGUGACCGAAUCACAAGUACACCGACAACGCUUGUUCUAUUUCCGACAUGACGUGUGGCUCCGACUUACCACACAGCCAUUGGCGAAUCUAAGGGCUUCCAUGUUCGAGGAGUUGACGCCAAUGAAGGCGCAAGAGUUAUUGUAUGGUAAAAAAUCACUCGGGUACGGCUCGUUGAGACUACUCCCCAAGUUGACGGGGAUCCGACCGAUCCUGAAUUUGAAACGGCCCACCCAAGUCAAGAGCGGUUGGGGGGGCCAGGCGCGAUAUAGCUAUGUACAAAGUGUGAACUCGGCAAUCGCGCCUGUCCACAACAUGCUCAACUAUGAGAGAACCAGACGAGGCGAUAUACUUGGUUCUGGUAUGCUCUCCGUGAAAGACAUUCACUCCCGACUGAAGGGGUUUAAGAAGACCUUGGCCGGUAAGGGUUUGAACUCGCAGACACCGCUUUAUUUUGUGAAGCUAGACAUUCAAUCUUGCUUCGAUACCAUACCGCAGCAGAGCCUUGUGCGUCUUAUCGAGAAGUUGGUCUCCGAAGAAGAGUAUAACUGGAUGAAAUACGUGGAAAUGUGCCCCAGAAAUUACUUUGGUGACAUGUGGCCGUCACAGAAUCAGGGAGGACAUAGCAAGCCAUGGAGGAAAUUUCUUGAGAGAUUCGCCUCGCUAGCUAAACCAGAGCAUCUAACAGAUGCUAUUGCUGGCGCGAAUAUGGCGGGGAGAAGAAACAGUGUCUUUAUCGACACGACGACCAAAAAGAAGAACUACAGCAGCGAGGGGUUGCUUGAUAUUCUCAACGAGCACGUCCAGAACACUCUAGUCAAGAUAGGGAAGAGGCUCUUUCGGCAACGGAAUGGUAUCCCGCAGGGUUCGGUGAUGUCUAGUCUUCUUUGCAAUCUGUUCUACGCAGAGAUGGAGCGCAACGAGCUCGGUUUCCUACAGACAGACGAUGCCCUCUUUCUUCGGUACGUCGACGACUUCUUACUCAUUACCUUGGAUUCCGGCGUUGCGAUGGACUUCCUACGGGUGAUGCUCAGAGGACAGCCGACUUACGGCGUCUCUGUCAACCCAGCAAAGAGCCUGGUCAAUUUUGCAGCAUCCGUAGACGGCAUGCAAAUCCCGCGAAUCAUCGACACAUCGCUCUUUCCCUACUGUGGGUGUCUCAUUGAGACGCAAACGCUAGAGAUCUUCAAAGACCAGAACCGAAUGCUUGACGGCGCCGAGUCAGCAGCUGCCGCGCUCAGUGACUCCCUAGUCGUCGACUCUGGGCGAAACCCCGGGCGGUACUUCCACCAGAAGAUCCUCGGGUCGGUCAAGCAGUCCCUACACCCGAUGUACACAGACACCGCGCACAACUCGCUGCAUGCCGUCCUCCUAAACAUAUACAAGGCGCUUGUGGGCGCCGCGAUGAAAAUGUACCGCUAUACCCGGUCCCUACCCACCCGGGCGCAUCCACGCCCUGAGGUCGUGGUGCGCAUCAUCCGUGACGCAACGCAGCUGGGAUAUCGACUGAUUCGAGGCCGGCAUGGGCGUUGCAAGGUCACCUAUCAUCAGGUGCAAUAUUUGGGGGCGGCAGCGUUUCAAUUUGUGUUGGGGCGGAAGCAGACACGGUAUGCGGACGUGCUGUGUUGGCUUGACGGGACGAUGGCAGAAGCGCGGGAAAGCAGCCCAGGGAGUGGUGCGCUGCUGGCGCAGGUAGCGCGGACGGGGAAUCUCACGUAUGGGGGGUGGCGCUUUUGA
Aspergillus puulaauensis is the source of this 3720-nucleotide messenger RNA. RefSeq names its product telomerase reverse transcriptase. Lineage: Eukaryota; Fungi; Ascomycota; Eurotiomycetes; Eurotiales; Aspergillaceae. Gene Ontology annotation, biological process: telomere maintenance via telomerase. The record is from RefSeq and is a predicted model, not a curated record. The transcript has 6 exons. The coding region runs from base 1 to 3720 and encodes 1239 amino acids. Gene Ontology annotation, cellular component: telomerase catalytic core complex. Gene Ontology annotation, molecular function: telomerase RNA binding; telomeric repeat DNA binding.